CCCGGCUGUGUCAGUGCGUGGCAUAGUUGGUCCUACAAGUUGGAGCGAUGAGUGCCCCUAGGCCUCCAGGCAGCGGCAUGUAUGAUAGGCCAAUUUGUCGAUAAUGGAGGGGCCGCCACCACCGCCACUGGCACUCGCGUAACGCUACAGCUCUGCGCAAAUGAACGGCCAGUCACGGCGAGGCUGUCGUUACGUGAUGAGUGAGCUGUCAGGGCGAGUUGCGACAGGUCUGGUAGGCGUCGGACACAUGUUGGACGCCUGCAAGAGUAGGUGAGGCUUUUAGUCUAUUCUCAGCUGUGGGCGCGAGUGGUGCCUGGCUCUCGCUCCCGGCGGCGCUCCUCACACGCCUGCUCGCCUUCCUCGCUCGCUGGUGGGGUUCGAGGGACAGGACGCGCUGUGAUGCACUGUGUGGCCUUUCCUUGCCUGUGUGGGGCCGCAAGCCUCUGAGAACCGUCCGUCCGACUUUGUGGUGGUGUUGAAGCAGGAUUUACUCGGCGGUGCAGCACCAGGGCGGCUCAGAGCAAGACACCGACUCUGUAGAGGCGCACACGCCCUGCAGAUUUUGUGACUUGAAGGGAGAGGAGGGACAAGGGGUCGAUUAAGUGGUGGCGGGGUGACCUCACCUCAGACCUCGGCACCAGGAUGGGGUGUCACAUCACCAAGAACAAGAGCAAGGAGGAUGACCUUCCUGAACCUCCCGAGCCACCGCCGCCUGACCCUCGUCUGCCCCUCACGGCACGGCAGAGGUUCAACAUCAUCAAGUCAUGGAAGGGCAUCUCCAGAGCCAUCGAGCCAACGGGAGUCUACAUGUUCGUCAAGCUGUUCGAGAACCAUUCUGAGCUGAUCACGCUGUUCACCAAGUUUCGGCAGCUACGGACGCGGGACGAGCAGGCCGAGUCCCUGGAGCUGGCCGAGCACGCUACCAUGGUCAUGAACUCCAUCGACGAGGGCAUCAAGGCCAUGGACAACGUGGAUUUCUUCUUCGGCCUCCUCCACCAGAUCGGCGCCUCCCAUCGCAAGAUCCCGGGCUUCAAAAAGGAGUAUUUCUGGAAAAUCGAGCACCCGUUCCUGGAGGCGGUGCGGCUCACGCUGGGUGAUCGCUACACCGACAACAUGGACAACAUCUACAGGAUCACCAUCAAGUUCCUCAUCGAGACGGUGGUGCGCGGCUACGAACUGGCUGAGUCGAAGGAGCCCAACGACAACGAGAAGAAGGCGAUCAACUCGGAGGAAGGGAACAGCAGCUCCAAGAUGGACAAAGGGUCUUGAGAGCGGCCGGCAGGGGGAGGAAGCCAGCCGGAGGUCAUUACUACACUGCCGCCUGACCAACAACACAAACACCACCAACAACAACACAGCGCACAUUCGGUUCUCGUGACAUGUAGAGUUACGGCUCAACCCACCCGAUGCAGCGUGACCCUGGCGGGACUGUGAGGCAGUGCAGUGCUGAGCCUUCUGCACGAGGCGUCUUGGUGUACUAGUGAUCAAGUAGUGUAGCUUUGUAACUGUUUGUAACGUCGGCCAAGAACGGUCAGGCGCUCGAUACCCAGGCGGAGCUGCCGCAGCACUGUCUGGGGUCGGGCGCCUGACACACGCACGCAGAUAAACGUAUAAUGUUAGGUACUUGCUGGAAAACCUUAAUUUUUAAGUAAACUGUCUGAGCUGAGAAUACGAAGUUUUUAUUGUGUUGUUCUCUUAUAUAUAUAUAUAUAUAUAUAUAUAUAUAUAUAUAUAUAUAUAUAUAUAUAUAUAUAUAUAUAUAUAUAUAUAUAUAAUAGGAACAUGAUAUUUAUCGAGAAAGCUUAUUUUCGUAUAGAAAUAUGAAAGAGGACGGUGAGUUAGUCGCUCCUGGCCGCUGUAAUUCGUAUUUCAUGAACAUCGAUGUCAGUGUCGCUAACAUACCAAUAGGAUAUCUGUGUUGCAGAUAUUGGAAACGUCCCAUAUAGUUGUGUGUUGUACUUCAUAACGCUGCCACCACCGGCAGCAGGGUGAGGAGAGGGGAGGGAUGGCGCAGCAUGGAGUGGCCGCCGCCGUGCCGCCCACACCACCGCUUCCUUUACUGUGGCCAGCGUGCCACACGCGUCACACGCUCUUGAUGGUCCGCCAAGACUCAGCCUUUUAUUUAUUUAUUUUACAUCUUCAUUCCUGCAGUGACUUUGUGUUUGAUGACUAUGUGUGUGUGUGUGUGUGUGUGUGUGUGUGUGUGUGUGUGUAUCCUCUUGAUCUUGUAUACUCAGGGAAACGAGAAAUUUGUUAAGACAUGUUAAGAGGAGGCUUAUGGUAUUAAAAAUCUAUUACUAAGUGAUGUGUAGCAUUUGGAUACACACAUCAACUUUUGUUCAGAAUCAUUAAGUUGCACUGUGAAUCGUUAGACAGUUCGUUGUCAUCACCGGCAAAACAUACGUAGCAGUAGUAAGGAGCAGAUGAAGGAGCAUUUCACCAACAACUCGGAACAAGAAUGCGUAUACCAUUGAAUUUCAUAUCCAUUGUGACCAGAACGAAAAAUAAUCUUUCACGCUAUGCAGGCUUGUUUGAUUUAAUUGGGAGGCAUAUACCAGUAUUCCAGCUUGCGUUUGCAGAUUAAUGGAAUCUACGUUUUUAGAGAACCUUGUUCCUCCGUCAAGGAUGUUUGGGUGUUGCGGCAGCGGUUCAUCUGAUGGUGCUCGUGUGGCGAUAACGGUUUAUAUGAUGAUUACCCGUGAUCAUGUUACUACAGUUGCUCUCAUUAUUCAUUUUCCAGCGGUUUAUGUCCAUGCUUAGUCAUGUAAUAUGUAACAGCCAGGACAGCGGUGCAGGGAGCGCACUUGGGAGGUGGAACGUGAAGGAGAACCACCAACUUAUGCACUAGCCGUACCAAACGGUGCUUAACAUCUCUUGUCAGACAGGAAGUGGUGUGAAAGAAGACAUUCAAGGAAGUUAUAUUUAUUUUAUAAUGUUGGACGUGAAGAAAAUAGAUUUCUGGAAAUUAGGAAGACUACCAUGGCACGAGUCACCAUAACAGCCACUAUGAUAACUUACAACAUAAUCUUUCCAUGAGUAUUUCUAGUAAAGUCUGAUGUUAACUGCCUCUAUGAUCUGUUCAAACUGUCACCAGGAUAGUCCAGACUUUCCACUUCAAGGCAAAAAUCAGGUGUAUGAUAGAGAGAUGCCGUCAGUGUUCACCAGUACCAGUUCUGAGGUGGUGCAGAGGCGCGUUCGUGGUACAGCGCCCUAGCUCGCCGCCCCGAUAGCCCCAAACCUCCUGCUUGGAGAGAGGGGGGAGGGGAGGGCUGUCGGGGGGUGCCAAACAAGCGCCGAGGAAUCUCAUGCAUUAGUGUUACAUUUAAUGUAGGCCAAUAGGGAAAAUAAGAAUGCCACAAUUUGUUCAUAUAUCAACCGCGGAUCAUUGCAAAUCACAGUAUCUCACUCAGUUUUGGUGAGUGUACAAGUCACCUUCACGCUGGUGUCCAGUGUACUGUUGCCGCAGGUAUGGGUACGCCCCACGCCAGGGUGAAGAGCAUCGUCACGUAUUUGGCCUCAUUCUGGCAUUCCUCAAUGUGUUGUAUAUAGUAGCAUAAGGCAGGAGAGUCAUGUACCAAAUCCCAUCCUCAAGUAGCUUAAGUCUCACGAGUGUCAGUCAUGCCCGAGUAGUGUUAGCGUAGCGGUGUGAGAGUGGGUGUGCAUAGUGCGUGGUUAGUGCAAGGCUGCCCUCAGAGGGUGGCGGCGCCCACGCGGUGCCCUAAUAACACUGUAGAAUGAGCCCAACUUGUGCACACGGUUGUUAGGAGACGCGUGUGUGCAAUAAAUGUGCGUGUACCGUGUUAAUUUUCUAGUUAUGUAGAGAAAAUGCAGAAUUGUUGCCAACCAAAAAAAUACACACUGACGGUGGGACGCUGUGACCGAGUUGUACUGAACGAUUUCAAUGACGACCAAGCAAAUAUUAACACCAAGAUCUCAAUGGAAGGGUAACAUGUAUCAAGCAACAACCUCGCGGCGCCCCACCAUCAUACUCUUUAAGAAUUGGUUAUAUUGGUGUCUCUUGAAUAAUAAUAUUUAAAUACAUAUGUGUAGGAUUAAGAGAUGAUCGUGAAAUUCCUCGGCAAACUAUAAAAAACAAAAGGCUUUAUGAUAUUUACCUGCAGUAACUUUGCAAUAUUAGUAAAGGUAAAUGUGUUGUUUCUUAAAGUACUGAUGCAUCUCAACACAUCACCUUGAUUUACAAACAGAAUGGAGACGAAAUCAAUUUUAUAUCUGACAUGACACGACUUAAACUUUACAUCACCACCGCCACCAUCACCACCACCACCACGGGGUAGAUAAAGCAGCAAUUGGCUAUGAAAUGGAAACCGCGUCAUUUCAGAAUUACAACUCUCUUUGUUCUGCAUUUUCUUGAAAGAUGACAUGCGGUACCAGAGUGAUAAUGAAUGGUGAUGGUGGAGACAGUGAGGUAGGAGACGUCACUGCGGAACAUAAGAAGAAGCACAGAGAAAGAAGAAAGAGCGGUAAACAUGUUAGUCUUCAUGAGGCUGUGUGUGAUAAGCUGCCCUGAUAAUAAACAGCCAUUCCAACAACGAUAUAUUAAUUUGUCUUUGCAACUGAGAAGUACAUGUUUGCUCCUAUCUCGCCAUCUUGUCUCAGCUCUGACGUAAAUGAACAGGAAGAAUUUACUUGUAUUAUAUUGAUUUUUUACAUUUUCUCUCUCUCUCUCUCUCUCUCUCUCUCUCUCUCUCUCUCUCUCUCUCUCUCUCUCUCUCUCUCUCUCUCUUGAUUUGUUCUGCUCCACGUGUUCUGUGACGAGAGAACACUUUACUGUUGGUAAGUGUUUGAUUACUGUUGACAUACUGAUGUUGAAUUAUUACAUACUGCUAUGGAGUCAGGAGUAAAUGACUAUCAUACUACGUCAUCCUAAAAGGAACUUAUUUCACCGAGACUGAUGAAGAGGAUUAUGAAUGAUAGUGUGUGUGUGUGUGUGUGUGUGUGUGUGUGUGUGUGUGUGUGUGUGUGUGUGUGUGCGAGCGAGCAUGCGUAUUUCUCUUUUCUGCGUAUAUGCUCUUACAAAACAGGCCCUUCCAACAACAACAACAACAACAUGUCCUUUUUUUUCUUUACUGCUAAACACAUCCAAAGUAGGAAGGUACAAGCCUUGGCUAGGAGUGACCUUUGUUGUGUAUGUUGGAGGCUGUCGGCCGGAUUCUUAAACAGUACCUUCGACGAAGGCUACACAGCAAUGUGGCCUUCUCGGAAGUCAUAUUCGUAAAUGUUGCGCUCCCUUCCUGGCUCCCUUCCUUCUCGAAGGUAACGGAGGUGUUGUGUUGGUAAACCUGUGCAUCUUUCUUGUCCGGGAAAUUAUAAAAUGAUUAUUAAUUCAAUGUGAUUUGAUAUUAUAUGCCACGAAUAUUAUCCCACAUUCAUAUAUUUAUUAUUAAUGCGUUUAGCGAAAUAAACCAUGAGUAUAAUUUGAUGGUGAUUGGUAGCAAUGUUUGUUUACCAUCACCUCAGCUGCUUGACCCACGCAUUCCAGACCAGAGGCGGUCUAACCGUUCCACCACAGGCAACAUGGAAGCGUGGUUUAUUAAGACUUGGUGAGCCAGGGGAAAGUGCUUCUGAAUAAGAGCACAGAUGGGUAUGUAGUGGCCUUCAAAUGGCAGGCCUGGGAGAGAAUCGUCAUCUUUAACUGUACAGGUUAUGGGCCUAUGGUAAGAGGACUGUCCACCAGCUGUCUAUAUAAAUGGGUAUUUAUCAAGCGAUAAAGACACAACUGAUCGUAAGCUAAGGCAGAUUGAGCAAGGACCAGCUGCCUUCACCUAUAUGAAAGAAUCUGUCAGAUAUAUUGUUCUUUAUGGUACUCCAAACAGUUAUAUACUUUGAACAACUGCUGGAUAGAUGAUGAAACAGCUGUUUCAAUGCUUACAUAACUAGAAUUCUGAUAGAAAACUUGGAAGAUGAUGUUGUUCUUGGGUUUGGUUUCAAUCACAAUUUUUGUAAAGUAGGCUAUUUCAACGAUAACCUGUAUAUUUUCAUGUUCUAAAAUCAAUUAGUUUACAAAAAUAAAACUAAUAAUAGUAGGUAUUUAGCAAAGUUUAUGCGAAGGUAAUGACGAAGAUAUGGCGGUUCACCUUUGGGGAGAAGCUAAAUCCGGCCUGAGCGUUGCCUUCCCGAACUGCAGGAAGGCAGCAUUCUCUCUAAAGAUUACAGAUCUCUCCCGGACGGUAUCCUUCAACUGGCGAAGGUGGAAGGCAUUGUUUAAAGGAAUCCGGCCGUGAGCACCAAUGAAUGUCAGAUGUAACAUUUAGGUGUGACUUCAAGGUUGGGCUUAGGCGAGGGGACAACAAAAACUGAUAAGAAAAGAAAAAAAAAACACUAAGAUAGCAAACACCAAAGGAAAUAGUUCAAAUGCAAGUCCCAGAUUACAUAAUACCUCGAGACGUGUUUGACGUAAGAAUAAAUAAAUUAUGUGUAGCUCUAGAAGAUUAGAUAAGAAGAAAAAGAAAGCUCAGUUAGCGUGUAGUAUAGAUCAUACACUAGAGUAUUUACUAGCUGUUUAUGUAAGAUAUUUAUCCCCCAAAGAAGACGUGUAUGUGCUAUUGUAGAUGAUCAGCAGGAAAGUGUCUUCUCUUACCUGGUAACUCUUGAAUCUACUCUACAUUUAACAUCAUGGCUUUUUCCAUCAUUUAUUUAUUAUUAUUUUCAUUAUUAGUGUGUGUGUGUGUGUCUGUGUGUGAGUGUUCAAAUUCUUUACCUGAUAUAAAUAUGAUUACUAAUUGUCCAAGUCUCACGUUGUUUGCCACGUGUUGACUUGGCGAUCGUAGACUCGUAACUCACACACUUCAACCAGUUUAGUUAUUGGCUUCCAAAAUUACCAAUUCGUAUUACCAUUGAAUUAUGUUCUUCCUUAACCUUGAGAAAAAAAGAAAAAUUUAUUAUACGUAAUGUUAAUAUAUGAUCACGAUUUUACCAUAGUUGUCUUACGGAUCCUUUUCAAACUGAAAAUUAGUGUUAUUAUCUUUUUUUUUAUCACGAAAACACUUGCAUCUGUAUUUACCAAGCAAGAAGAUAUUUUGGUCCUUGUUCAUUAGUCUUAUAAUAUGCAUUCCCAUUUCACUUAUUGUCUACAAAAAUAACCUCAAAUGUAUAGCAUUUUUAUUAAUAUUACCAAUUCAUUAUCUUAACAUUAUAAAGUGGACAUAUGUACGUUUUUUUUCAUUUCACAUUUUGCUUGGAAAUCUUAAAAAAUCAGUGAACUUUCCAAUUUAAUGAGUUAAGAUAAAAGCCUGACUUGGGGACAGACAUUCUUAAACGAACCAUCCCUUGAAGAACCUCCUAGUGUAGCACAAUGUAUUCCUUACUCAGAAACUCAUAAGGUGACUAAAUUUGAGUGCAUGGAAGGAGGUUUACUGAUAUCUAGCGCGGUAGCAGUGGUGUGGGCAGCGGUGGCAGAAGCGGCGGCAUAGCUCAAUAGAACACGCAAGAGUAGGCAAGAUAAAAACUAUUAAUAAUGAUAAUAUUGAUACCGUUAUUAUUUCGAUAAUGGGAGUAGGAGCGCAUUCUCAAGCACUUCGUCAUCCAUCUCUUACCUUUAACAGACUGUAGUGGUUACUGGGGUUUUCCAAUUGUAUUUUCAUGAUUCUAUUGAAGAUGAGCAAGGAUUCUGCGUCAUCAAUGGAAAAAUCUCUCUUGGAAACCUCAUUCAUUGUAUCUCUAUGGUCUCUGAAAAUAAUGACGAUGAAGGAACGAAGCGUCUAAGAAUACGAACCAGCGGUAAUGUGUCUUGUGCAAGUGUUAAACCUGAAGCAUGUUGUGUUCAGAAGUACAGCACUUACGACCCUUCUUUGUAAUCUCUCUCUCUCUCUCUCUCUCUCUCUCUCUCUCUCUCUCUCUCUCUCUCUCUCUCUCUCUCUCUCUCUCUCUCUCUUGGCAGUAUACUUAAUUACUACAGUAAGAUCUUUCCUCUUACAUCAUAUUUUUUGAAAGUCUGUUAUUUUGCCAUCGGUAACACAACUCUGUUCUAAUCACAAAAUUGUAAACAGGUUUGGGCUUCAAAUUUGUGUGUUUGUGUGUGUGUGUGUGUGUGUGUGUGUGUGUGUGUGUGUGUGUGUGAGCAAGUAAGUGGCCACGAUAAAGCACUGCCCCGACUUUCCGUGUGCCCCUCGAGAGUGCAAUCUACGUACAGGUUGCCACAUAAAUGAAGUACGUAUAGUAUUGUAAAAAGUAUGUACUACUAUGGAUUAGACUCUUAAUGAAACUGUACUAUAUGCUUAGCUGAUUAUAGUGUCCUAUAUUAGAUCACUUGUGUAGUGUAUGUAAGAAGCCAACAUAUUUUUCUGGAUAUAUCUUGUUUUUACCAAAUGCUACAGGUGAAUAGCAAAUACAUGUAAUGCUCAUACAUGCUAUAUAUUACUGUGCUUGGCUCGCUUUCCUCCGUUAUAUCUAAUUUUUGCCUUUGUUAAGCCGACAGUUAGUCGCACUUUCAAUUUCCUUAGAAAUUAACUAAUGAAACUACGUUUUUGGAUAAUUUUUUUUUUUAAUAUGUAAACUAUAAUUUCUUUCUAAUAUUCUAUCUUGAGUGUUGCCCAAGUUACAUAUGAUUUUGAUAUUUACUUACACAUGUUAUUAUUCUGUUGUAAUGAUCCAAAGCAGUGAGCUUCAGAUUAAGCUUUGCAAAAUAAAUAUGAUCACUGUAGGUGUUACAGAAUGCAUGAUUUUUUUUUCUACCUAGCAAAGCGACAUUUUCUUGGAAUAAAAUACAGUGAUCGUCUUUCCAAAUAAUUAAGAUGGAAAUUAUCAGAUUCAGAACCCCAAUAUAGACUCACUUGUUGGUUUGUCAUUCCCAUCAGCUUGUUGCAUCAGCAGCAUGCUCAGCAAUGCACCAAGGACAUCUGUGCAGCUCCCGGGCCUGAUGGCGUGGGGCAGGAUAGGAACUAGUCUUAUUUCUAGCUGUAAUGAAUGAUGAUGUGUAUAUGGCGUUUGUUGUGUAAGGUCAGUGUAGGGUCUUCAGUCAUUAACGCAUGCUCAGUCUUCUAAUUCUGCCGUGAGUGAGUUGCAGUGUAGACAUGCACGGGCUGAUUGUCUUCAGCAGAGCUGGGCGAGACCUGAAGUUGCCACCUCGUAUAGUAGACGUCUUGGUAAGACGCUGUCUGCAGGUCGGCUUGGGAUCACGAUUUGUCUUCAUUUCUUAUUAUACAUAUGUACUUUACUCAUUAUACUUUACGCAUAAACUGUCAAAGUUUUAAAAUAAAAGAUAUUUGUUACUGUG
This is a messenger RNA of Portunus trituberculatus (swimming crab), 9232 nucleotides long. Its product is annotated as neuroglobin-like. The transcript is spliced from 3 exons. Gene Ontology annotation, molecular function: heme binding; oxygen binding. Lineage: Eukaryota; Metazoa; Arthropoda; Malacostraca; Decapoda; Portunidae. Bases 643 to 1269 code for a protein of 208 amino acids. The record is from RefSeq and is a predicted model, not a curated record.